This is a messenger RNA of Gadus chalcogrammus (walleye pollock), 1953 nucleotides long. It is a transcript of the gene ntn4, whose product is annotated as netrin 4. Gene Ontology annotation, biological process: basement membrane assembly; substrate adhesion-dependent cell spreading; cell migration. Gene Ontology annotation, cellular component: laminin trimer. NCBI's taxonomy places the organism in Eukaryota, Metazoa, Chordata, Actinopteri, Gadiformes, Gadidae. Gene Ontology annotation, molecular function: protein binding. The record is from RefSeq and is a predicted model, not a curated record. The coding region runs from base 37 to 1848 and encodes 603 amino acids. The transcript is spliced from 9 exons.
GGGCCUCGCUGCGACGGCCGCGCCUGCAACCCCCGCAUGGGGAACCUGAUCCUGGGGCGCCGCGUCCUGACCCAGACGGCGUGCGGCCUCAACGCCACCGAGCGCUACUGCUCCUACCACGCCGACGGCUCCGCCCCCGGCCGCGCCCCCAAGUGCUCGGCCGCGCCCAAGUGCGGCAAGUGCAACGCCGCCGUCCCCCACCUGGCGCACCCGGCGGGCGCCAUGGCCGACUCCUCCUUCCGGAAGCCGGGCACCUGGUGGCAGUCGGCGGAGGGAGCGGAGCCGGAGACGGUGCAGCUGGACCUGGAGGCGGAGUUCUACGUCACGCACCUCAUCCUGGUGUUCCGCUCGCCGCGCCCGGCCGCCAUGACGCUGGAGCGCUCGCGGGACUUCGGCCGCACGUGGAGCCCGCUGCAACGCUACGCCCGCGACUGCGCCGCCGCCUUCGGGGGGGAGGGGGUGGGGGGAGAGGGGGAGGCUGCAGGGAGGAGGACGAAGACGAAGGGCAGCCAGGUUCCCUGCACCUCCAAAUACUCCGGGGCGUACCCCUGCACCAGAGGAGAGGUGAUCUACCGCGCGCUGUCGCCCUGGAGGGCUCUGGACCCGUUUGGCGCUGAGGCGCGCGAGUCGCUCGCCGUCACCAACCUCCGCGUGCGCCUGCUGCGGCACCAGACCUGCCCCUGCCAGGUCAAGAGCCCCGCCCCCGCCGCCGGCGAGGCCCCGCCCCCCACCCGCCACUUCGCCAUCUACGACCUCAUCGUCAAGGGCAGCUGCCUGUGCAACGGCCACGCCGAGACCUGUGAGCCCGCCCCCGGCUACCGCCCCGUCCGAGACCGGACCAAUCACGUGGUCCACGGGAGGUGUGUGUGUCGUCACAACACCGCGGGACCCCACUGCGAGCGCUGCGGGGAACUCCACAACGACCGGCCCUGGCAGCCGGCCGACGGCCUCACCGGGGCCCCCCACGAGUGCCAGAAGUGCCAGUGCAACGGCCACGCCCACAGCUGCCGCUUCGAUUGGUCGGCGUGGCGGGAGUCGGGCCAGCGCAGCGGGGGCGUGUGCGACUGCCUGCACCACACCGGGGGCCGCCACUGUCAGCGCUGCGGCACCGGCUUCUACCGGGACCCCCUGAGAGCCCACACCGCCCCCGACACCUGCACACCGUGUGGCUGCCAUCCAAUGGGCUCGCUGCCCUUCCCCUCAGCCGGCGACGCCCCCUGCGACCCCGCCAAUGGCAACUGCGUCUGCAAGCCGGGGGUGGGCGGGGCCCAGUGUGACAGGUGCAUGGUGGGAUACUGGGGCUUCCACGCGUACGGCUGCCGGCCGUGCGACUGCGCCGGGGGCUGUGACCCCUUCACCGGAGACUGCGUGCUGAGCCCUGACCUGUACAACCUGGAGGGGAACUCCAGCGAGCACGGGCGCAUCUUCAGGCCUGAGGAGCUGUUCUCCGCCCUGCACUACUCAGAGAAGUGUGAGUGCAAAGAGCAGACGCUGACCAAUCACAAGCUCUUCUGCGCCAUGAACUACGCAUACGUGCUGAAGGUGAAGGUGUUGUCCGCCCACGACAAGGGCUCCCACGCCGAGGUGGAGGUCAAGGUUCAGAAGGUCCUUCGGCAGGACACCAGGGUGCGGCAGGAGGGCGGGCGGGUCACCCUCUACCCCGAGUCCUGGACCGCCCGGGGCUGCACCUGCCCCAUCCUCAACCCAGGAGCUGAGUACCUGGUGGGGGGCCACUCGGACCGGAAGGCGGGCCGUCUGCUGGUCAACAUGAAGAGCCUGGUGCUCCCGUGGAAGGCUAGCCUGGGCCGCAAGCUCCUCCCCCUGCUCCGCAAGGACUGCAGCUGGUAGCCGCCGCCGCCGCCGUGGAAACAGACGGACAGACAGAGGCGGGGGAGAGCGACGGACGGAGGGAGAGAGGGGGCGAACCAGAAGGAGUUAACCGCACAGCUUUGA